Molecule: messenger RNA, 2508 nt
Organism: Trypanosoma conorhini
Lineage: Eukaryota; Euglenozoa; Kinetoplastea; Trypanosomatida; Trypanosomatidae
Exons: 1
Coding region: 1-2508 (835 amino acids)
Source: RefSeq, a predicted model, not a curated record
AUGAUCCCUGUGGCCGGUCGACGACGCGGACAAGCCCCGCCAGCCGCCGCCCAGGCACCGCCGCCGCCGCCGCCCAGCGCGCCAGCUGGCGGGGAGCCCGAGUGGCUCUUCGCGGACGGCGCCGCCUCGGCAGCUGGCGGCCCCGCGACGAGGCCCGCCCAGCCCCCCGUCCCCACCGCUCGUGACGCGCUCUCGUUUCUUGAUGACGAUGAGCCGCUUGCUCUUGCCGCGGCACCAUCGUACUUUGCCCCGGCUCCCGCAACGGCAGCAGCGGCGGCGGCGCACGCUCACGCGGCCCCUUCCAGAGUCUCGCUUUGGGACCGCUACGAGUCCCUGCAGGAGAAUUUACAGGCAACUGGAAGAGAAUUGCUUCCUUGCGAAGCUCGCAUCGAACUAUUGGAGAGAGGCGAAGAUGACUUGUGCCAAGAGGUGAGGCGGCUGGCAAACGACGUCUGCGAGAAGCAGGAGGAGGUGGGCCGCGCAGCUGUGCUCAGGUUGGAGCUGGAGGAGUCACUGGAACUGCGGCGGAAGUGGGUACAAGGGGAGAUGAGGGACUGCCACAGGCAAGGCCUCAUUGCCGCCGCGCAUGCCCUUCAAAGCCAGUACGAGAGUGACGUCAAACGUUUAAAGACACUUCUAGAGGAACAAGCGGCAUCCUUGCUUGCCGCGCAAGAGAGGCAUAGCGCCAUGCAUGGGAGCAUCAGUGCAACGGAGCCGUAUGAGCAGGCCCUUGUCCAGCUGCAAGAGAGGCUGAAAAAGUCCGUGCAUGAGAUGCGCAACAGCAUUUGCGUGCGUGUUAAGCCAUGCCUUGUGGGAAGCAUCCGAGAGACGGUGGUGCAGUCCGCUCAACAGCGUCUAGAUAUUCUCUCCAAUGAUAGACAGAGAAGAUGGGACGAGUGGGAAUUGUUUCAGAAAAAAAUGCGAGACAAAUUUCACAGCUUUCAGGAAGAGAGGCGUUUGAAGCGUAGGACCGGGUUUGAUUCGGUAUUGGCGCACGCGGCGACAAAGUUCCGCACGGCGCUUGACAAUCGCCUCACCGCGUCAACGCAGCGUUUCGCGGAGCGGCAAAGGGCCGUCAUAGCGGAGACACAUCAAGGAGCCCAGCGCGCCAUUGACGAAGCGGUCCAGCGUUUUAGAGAGGAUUUGACUACUAUGGAAAAGAGGCAAAGUGAAGAGCUAAAGCGUGCAGUGAACCAAUGCGCCGCCGAGCUCGCGCAUCAUGCCCGCCUUCACACUGCGGAGCGAGAGGCUGCACUUCGUCGACAGCGCCAUCAUGCAGAGGAGCAGCAGGCAGAUGUUGCAGGACCCUCUGUGGCCAAAUUGGUUGAAAAUAAAUUGGGCUUUUUGCAAGCGCAAGUGGAGCAGUUGCGACAGUCAGUUUUGUUUGGUAUACAAGAAGUUACGAGUGCUUCUUCCCGCCACGGGGGCGUAGCAUUUCCUCUCCGAGAGAAGGCGUUGAUGUUGGAGGAGUGUGAGCGAAAUACACGCCAGCUCAGUGAACGAAUAGGCACCCAGUGGCAACGAUUCCAAGCGGCUGUGGCUCCGCUGGAGCAAUGCGUCAGCUCCAUGGCCGCUGUGCUGCAGGAAGGCCGUGUGAAGGUGGCUACCAUGCAGCAGGGGGUGGAGUCUGUUUACCGGGCAUGGAGCCAAGACGUGAGACGUGAGCUUUCUCGGUGCCUGACUUCGGGCGGGCUCUCCUCAAAGGCGGAGGAGGUACGGAGCGGUGUUGAGUGCAUGACGCAGGUUAUGGAGGACCUGCUGGCGCAGCUACACCCACUGCGGGAGGCCCACGCCGAGGGACGAGCCCGGCAAAGAUGCUUCAGGGCGAGCAUGGAGCAGGAGAUUGGGGCGCUUGAUGCGCAGCGGGGGAACUCCAACAGUGCACUUAAAGCUGUAUUUGACGUCUACGAUCGCUUGUCCCGCGUAGAGGCGGAGCUAGAGGCAAAGCGUCACACGCUGGAGGUUGCGGAGAGCGACUAUGCGGACGCCAGGCGGCAACUGGAGGAGGACAGGGCUGCAUUCAGUGCACGGUUGAAGGAGGCGGAGCAGCUCGUCGCGGUACUGCGACAUGGCGCGGCGAGAUGGGAGAAGGCUGGCGUCCUUGGUGAGUCUACGGGGUACUCUCCUCAAGCGCUGCGGGAUCUGACGUCAGAGGACGCGUGUCGAGAGAACGCCCCGCGAGCAACGUCGAAGGGGUCACACCAACCACGCCGCCAGCAGCGGCAGGGGCGGCACCCCGCGGUUUUGGACGAGACGCUGAUGCGCCCCCAGGAGCGCCCUGUAGGGGAGGAGAGGGCAGCUCAGCUUGCAACAGCUGAUAGCUUGACGGAUUUUGUAAGCCUGCUGACGGUGGAUGACGCUUGCUUGCCGACAGGGACCUCCAGUGGGACGGACACGCGCGGGCGCAGGCGGCCGUCACAUGACGCAGGCUACGAGCCCUCCUCGGAGCGCGGGCGCGGCAGGGGCAGCACCGGCUCCCUCACCACACCGACCACCUCCAACUCGUGA